AAGCCCGCCAUGAUAAAAUUACCAUGACAAUCACAAUUUUGUUUGACAAGUUUACGUUGUCGUUGAUGUGCAACUGAAAAUAAUUAUUGAUCUAACAGGUAAUCGUAAAGACGUAUUUAUUGUGCUACCUACCAUUAGAAUCAUGGAUAAAGUUUUUCAAAUUCAGAAUCAAGCUCGAAAUAAUGUAAAAGAGUUACAAACUUACAUGACAGACUUGCAGAAUUGGGAAGCAGAGAUGAAAAGAAAAGAGGCUGCUUUGAACGGUGCUUUCGAACAGGAUUUGCCUCCAGUUCGUAGCAAGAUAAAGAAAGAAAAACCUGUGGUUCCGAAAAAGAAACCUGAGCAGAAGAUCAAGGGUUCUGAUUAUUCAGCAUGGGACAAGUAUGAUGUUGAUAAAGCUUGCGAGGAUAUAGACAUGGAAGACGUAGGCCCAACUUCUUUGGACGGCAAGAAGAGUCAGCAAGCUAAGCUGGAGAAACUCAAGGAAGAAGCCCAAUAUGAGAAGGAAAGGGGCAACACAUUUGUGAAGCAAGAGAAAUGGGAUGAGGCAAUAUCCUGCUACAACAGAGCUAUAGAACUGGUCAAAGAUGACGCCAUUUAUUAUGCUAACAGAGGACUGUGCUACCUAAAGAAAGAUAGUCUUCACCAAGCUGAAUCUGACUGCUCAGAGGCGUUGCGCCUCGACCCAACCUAUGUAAAAGCUCUUCAACGGAGAGCCACUGCCCGGGAACGGCUCGGUUCACUCCGGGCUGCCUCUCAUGAUCUCAAUGAAGUGCUCAAACUGGAACCACAUAAUACUGCAGCUAGGAAACAAUUAGAAGCCAUUAAGACUAGAAUGGGGACGAAAGGGGCUAAAUCAAAAUCGUCACCGGUUACGACGCCUACGCCUGAGAACAAACCUAUAGUGAAACCUAAAAUGCAGCCAAAGAUAGUAGAAUUACCUUCAGAGCCGGCCGUGGCUGGCCAGCUCAUCGCCGACGACUGGAGAACGGGGGUCGGAGAGAACAUCAUGGUCAUCAAACCCGUAAAGAAACCACCACAUUUAAGAUCUAAGAGACCUCUAAAGUCCAUACCAAUCCAAGAAGUAUUACUAGGAGAGAAAACACCAGAAAAGCCGCCGACUCGGCUUAAAAUUGUUGAUAUUGAGGACAAUCUCUCCCAGGGAGACUCUAACAACAAUGACUCCAACAAAAAAGACUCUCAUGGUAAAAUAGAUGCCUGCGGUGAAGGGGAGAAGAAGGUUGCUAGUCCGGAGUCAGUGAAGCUGGUCUCCGAAGCUAUAGUUACGGAGAAAAUAAAGAACUUUGUACCACCAAUAAAUAGUGUUCAAUUUAUGUCGGAAUGGAAGUACAUGAAGGGACAGUGGGAUGCCAUGGCUGAAUAUUGGAGUCUAAUAGAACCGUCAAAGAUACCGUCCAUAUUCGCGAACGCGCUGGAGAGCUCCGUCGUGUCCGAUGUGAUACAGGUGCUACACUCCUGCCGAGACAAGUUCCGCGGCCGCACCGCCGCGUACCUCGCCGGCAUCGCCAACGUACCACGCUUCUCUGCCCUCGCAAUGUUCCUCUCACAUACUGAUAAACAGAUGUUAACGACCCUUCUCGAGGAUUGUAAGCAGUCUGAAAACUGUACCGACGAAGUCAUAGCUGAUCUUAAGAACAAAUAUGAACUGUGAACUAAGCACUCCUUGUUAAUAUUAACUUCUUAGUUCUACGCAGAAUGUAUUGUGGGUAAUUAUUUACGAAAUUACAUAUUUUAUCGAAUAACUUACUAA
Molecule: messenger RNA, 1771 nt
Organism: Spodoptera exigua (beet armyworm)
Lineage: Eukaryota; Metazoa; Arthropoda; Insecta; Lepidoptera; Noctuidae
Source: the annotation of a GenBank genome assembly